AUGAAUACAGUAGAACAAUACGCGCAUUGCCGCCUCUAUGAUAGAUUACCUUGGACGAUAUGCUUAACAUGCAUCAACACUUUAGAUAAAGCAUUCGAAUUUGUGUGCGAAGUCGAAAGAGCCCAGAAAGUUUUGGAAAACUUGAUUGAUGUUAAGAAUAUAAAAAGAGAAAUUCAAGUUUCCGAUGACGAUAUUUACGAAUCAUCCUCACAGGUACUGGAUGUUAAUAUCAAAAUUAAAUCGGAAAACGAUACGCAGUUUCCAACAACGGAGGUAAAAACUGAGGUCCUAAAAAAGAAAGAAUCGAAAUUAAAAAGAGUUGAAGAUCCCGAUGGGGACCCUUUAUCGCAACUAAAAAUAUCCUGGAAAGAUUACAACUGGCAAUGUGCAUAUUGCGAUACACAAUUUCCCAACAUAGAUGAAUUAAAAUCACACUCGAUACAAUUCCACGAGUGUUGUAAUCCAUAUAGAUGUACCGAUUGUAACAUACGCAAGCUGAAACUGGACAGCUUCAUAGCUCAUGUGAAACGGCACAGAAAAUACUUAAAACUAUCAUGCUUUAAAUGUCACAAAAAAUUUACUAAAACGUCUCAAGUAAGAAUUCAUUAUAAUACUCAUUUAAAAUCAAACCAUACUUGUACUGGCUGUAAUGAAACGUUUAUGACUUCCGAAGAGCUCGAUAAACACAGCGAUAGCUAUAAUAGAGAUUUACGUAUAAGGCAACUACCUCCAAUAGCAAAACAGAGUUUAAACAAUGGUCUUACUUGCACAAUUUGUCAGAAAUCAUUCAAAUACAAAGGAACCCUCACAAAUCAUUUAUUAAUUCACACAGAUCGGAAAAGGGAACACACUUGCGAGAAAUGCGGUAAGAGAUUCUUCAGCAAACAGAAUUUAGCGGGGCAUAUGAUGCUUCAUGAUGAUAUCCGACCUUUUCCUUGUGAAAUUUGCAAGUUCAGAUUUCGGACUUCCGGGCAGCUUAGGAUGCAUGUAGGAAUACAUGACGGUGUUAAGCCAUACGAAUGCGACCAAUGUGGCCGUUGCUUCCGUUUGCGAAAGCAGCUCGUGAAUCACAGUAUCAUACACACAGACACGAUGCCAUACGUAUGUACAUACUGCAACAAAGGUUUCCGUUUCAAGAGUAUUCUGGAUCAACACAUACGUCAGCACACCGGAGUCAAACCGUACUCUUGCCAACACUGCGAACGACAGUUUACAAAUUGGCCGAACUAUAAUAAACAUAUGAAGAGAAGACACGGUACAAAUAUGGCGAAAAAGAAACGUACACCAAAAGGUGUAUAUCCUAUAGAUCCGGUUACCGGUGAAAUGAUAACAUACGAAGAAACUAACAAAACAAAUGAAUGGAAAAAGGUGCUUCUAGAAGGAUCUAGAAAGCCGGGUCGGCCGAGGUUAAACCAUCAAAAUUCUUCAAUAAAUAAAAUGGCCAAUGUCGAAGAAAAUAUUAUAAACAAUUAAGUAAAUUAAGCAAAAAAAC
Messenger RNA from Melitaea cinxia (Glanville fritillary), 1492 nucleotides. Its product is annotated as gastrula zinc finger protein XlCGF57.1-like. Gene Ontology annotation, molecular function: DNA-binding transcription factor activity, RNA polymerase II-specific; RNA polymerase II transcription regulatory region sequence-specific DNA binding; zinc ion binding. Gene Ontology annotation, cellular component: nucleus. The coding region runs from base 1 to 1473 and encodes 490 amino acids. Gene Ontology annotation, biological process: regulation of transcription by RNA polymerase II. The transcript has 2 exons. NCBI's taxonomy places the organism in Eukaryota, Metazoa, Arthropoda, Insecta, Lepidoptera, Nymphalidae. The record is from RefSeq and is a predicted model, not a curated record.